This is a messenger RNA of Cololabis saira (Pacific saury), 1381 nucleotides long. It is a transcript of the gene tmem45b, whose product is annotated as transmembrane protein 45B. The transcript has 7 exons. The coding region runs from base 214 to 1056 and encodes 280 amino acids. NCBI's taxonomy places the organism in Eukaryota, Metazoa, Chordata, Actinopteri, Beloniformes, Belonidae. The record is from RefSeq and is a predicted model, not a curated record.
UCAAGAAAAACUUGUCUGACUUUGUGCGCAGCUCCUAAACACACCUAUGCCAUGUGUGCAUUAUCUCUGUCACACUCCCUGCAGCAAUAAAAAAAAGGCUGACCUGCACAGUUACUGCUACAAAGGAAGACAAAUGAGCUACUAUCAUCUGAGUUAAAGAGGAAAACCUGCUCUGACAGGCCACAACGCAGGACAUAGCAGCCAGGCCAAACGAUGGCCAACUUUGGGGGCCAUGCCAUCCCAGGCACCUUCUUCCUGUUUUAUGGCGUUUGGCUGGCGGUUAAACACACUCUGCAGCACUACUGGAAAACAAGCCAGCCGAAGGGACGGCAGGUGAUGCCACCUUUCUUCAAAAGAAUGGACUACAUUGAAGGAGGGCUCAAAAUCUUUGCCACCUUUGUUGGAAUCAUGGUGGAGCAGUUUGUAGUGGAUGGCCCGCACGCCCGCCUCUACGACCGGGACAACAAGUCAUGGGUCAAGCUGAUGAACUGGCAGCACAGCACCAUGUAUCUGUUCUUUGGGAUUUCUGGGAUGGCGCUGGUGAUUGCCACUGCCUUCAGACGGGUUCCCGCCGGCGUUGACCGCUUUGCCCUCUCCCUGGCCCUCUUUGUUGAAGGAUUUCUGUUUUACUUCCACGUGCAUGCUCGGCCACCCCUCGAUGCCCACAUCCACUCGCUGCUGCUGGUGGCCGUGUUUGGUGGAUCGGCCAGCACCAUGGCGGAGGUUUUCAUUCGAAACAACGUGGUCCUGGAGCUGCUCAAGGCCUUCCUGUUCAUACUGCAAGGCUCGUGGUUCUACCAGAUUGGAUUUGUGCUUUACCCCUUGAGCGGACCACAGUGGGAUUUGGAGCAGCAUGGCAACAUCAUGUUUGUCACAAUGUGCUUCUGCUGGCACUUGGCUGUGGACCUGCUUCUGCUCGCCAGCGUUUCCUCUGUUGUUUGGUUUGUCGUUACACGAUCCUCGGAGAGGAAACGGGACAUUGAGAUCGGGAUGCGAAACACAACCUCCAAAGCAAGUUCCCAGAAAGCUUUGCUUGAAGAGUCUGAUGAAGAAUGAGGCCACGUCUACCUUUUAUUUUCAUCACCUGUCUAUAGGAAAAAUAUGUUCUCUAUGUAAGUGAUAACCUCUGAUUUAUAUGGCAUUGUUUUAGACUUUUUUGUUAAAAAAAAGUAUUUAAAUUGUGGUUUGAGAACAUUUCAGAAAUACAAAGUGUCAUUUGAAAAGAACAAAAUAUAUUAUCAAGUUACAACAUUCAAAUAAAUCAAGUCCCACUCAAUGAACAACUGUUAAUAUGCCAUAUAAAACACACACGAAUAAAACAAUAUCCUAUUGACAGUCACAUCAAUGGUAUAUUAAAUGUUUAAUAUUUACAACGUAACAA